UCCGAGAUCGCGUCAAAAAGACUAGCUUUUUUUUUUUUCUUUUUAUCUUUUCGCUGAUUUAAAUGGCGUCCAAACCGCCGACUUUGCCGGAGAAGCUCCUCCGCCCAUCGGCGCACGAGUCUGUGUCCAUUGCCGAAGGAGGGUUGCCGUGGUGACGCCGAUGAAGUGGGAAGGGGUGGAUGAGAAGCUCGCUAAGAUGGUCUCUGAGGCCAACCUUGAUCAUGCCUCAGAGCGGCGGAGGAUUCGAGAGAUGUUUAAGGAUAUACAGCUUAGUAUUGAUCAUUGCCUUUUUAAGGCACAAUACAGUGCUGUCAAAACUGAGGAGUUUUAUAGAGUGAAUUCCCGAGGUCUAGAGAUUUUCUCUAGAAGAUGGUUUCCAGGUAGCCUCCCUAUGAAGGCACUGGUUUGCUUCUGUCAUGGUUAUGGGGACACUUGCACAUUUUUCAUUGAAGGUAUUGCCAAGAAGUUAGCAUCAUCCGGAUAUGGAGUAUUUGCUAUGGACUAUCCUGGUUUUGGCCUUUCAGAAGGACUUCAUGGAUAUAUACCUAGUUUUGACAAUCUUGUUGAUGAUGUUGUCGAGCACUACACCAAAAUCAAAGCAGAAAACCCUGAAUACCGAGGCCUUCCAAGCUUCUUAUUUGGGCAAUCAAUGGGCGGAGCAGUGGCUUUGAAAGUGCAUUUCAAACAACCUAAUGCAUGGGAUGGUGCAGUCUUAGUUGCACCCAUGUGUAAGAUGGCAGAAGAUGUUGUUCCAUCUUGGCCUGUGCAGCAAAUUCUGAUCUGCAUGGCUAAAAUUCUCCCCAAAGGGAAGCUGGUUCCUCAGAAGGAUUUAGCAGAAAUGGCAUUUAAAGAUGUUAAAAAGCGUGAACAGACUUCUUACAAUGUUAUUGCUUACAAAGAUAAACCUCGUCUACGAACAGCAUUAGAGAUGCUCAGAACAACUCAAGAGUUAGAAAAUCAAUUACAAGAAGUUUCUCUACCACUUCUAAUUCUACAUGGUGAAGCUGAUAUCGUAACUGAUCCUUCGGUGAGCAAAGCUUUGUAUGAGAAGGCAAACAACAAGGACAAGAAGCUGUGCCUUUACAAAGAUGCAUAUCAUUCUCUUCUUGAAGGUGAACCUGAUGAGAUGAUAUUUCAGAUUCUGGAUGAUAUAAUUUCUUGGUUGGAUGAGCAUUGCAUCAAUGCAGGAGCUUCUCGAUCAAUACCUCCUUGAGAGUUACCUCUCCUUGUACUUAAAAGAAUCCUCACCUUAUGUAUGCAUAUGUUUGCUUGCAGUCCAUUGCUACAUUAUUUAUUUAUUAAUUGAAAUGAAGUUCAUUCAUUGAAAUUGAUAUUA
This is a messenger RNA of Dioscorea cayenensis subsp. rotundata (Guinea yam), 1336 nucleotides long. RefSeq names its product caffeoylshikimate esterase. Bases 161 to 1213 code for a protein of 350 amino acids. NCBI's taxonomy places the organism in Eukaryota, Viridiplantae, Streptophyta, Magnoliopsida, Dioscoreales, Dioscoreaceae. Gene Ontology annotation, cellular component: membrane. The transcript has 9 exons. Gene Ontology annotation, molecular function: lipase activity. The record is from RefSeq and is a predicted model, not a curated record.